AUGAAAGGUCAUGGUGAAGCUGCAGUGACGCUGCAGCGCGCAUGGAACCAUGAUCCGCAGAGCUUGCCGUUCGCUCCCUACAUCCGAACACAUGCACUGGUCUCUCUGGAUGGGAACCCAGCACCAUUUACGCCAUCAAAAUAUUUCUUUGGUCCAGUACCGUUGGAGUUGGAAAUGCCAAAAGGUCCAGUGGCUCCCGAGACUGGUGCUGCCACUGAUCAAGCGCCUGUUUCGCCUACUAGUAAAGCCGCGCGAGAAGGCGGCGUCAGUAAUGGUCACCUGAUAGCCGAGGCUGGUGCUCCACCCACCACGGUCAAGAAAGCCCGCAAGGGCGAUCGUGCAGAAACCAAUGGAGAUGAAGUUCCUAUGGAGGUCGAUUCUGAUGGCGCGAUAACCGAAAAGAAAUUGCCUGUUACGGGGUCACCAUCGCCGGCCGAGAUGGUGGUGGACGGAGACGGCGAUGUGAGCAUGGAUGUACGACCCGACGUGCAGCAAGAGCAGGAAGCAGCCGCGGCGCCAACCUUCACUCUGACGACUGGCCACAGCGUGGGUGUCCAGAUUAGCCCCGCCAAGGCCGCUGACCUCAGCCCCAACACCGCCAUUUUGGAUGUGGCUGGUGAUGACCACGUGACUCGCACGCUGUGGCGCCCCCACGAUCCCACCACUCUCGUUGCGGCCGGAGACACAUUCUGCAGCUUGUGGAAGUUGCAGUCUACGUCGCCUGGUCCGGUGGAAGAGAAGUUGGUCGAAAGCAAAGGAGAUGGAAAUUGCGUCUCAGCGGUGGCGUGGCAUCCUAAGGGUCAGAAGUUCGCUGUGGCCACCUACAAUGACAUGAGAGGCUCCAUCACCAUGUACGAUGUGGCUGGAAAUGCCGUCGAUCUCUUGCCAGAAGUGCCGCGUAUGAUUACAGGCCUCCACUGGUCCGACAAUAGCUCUCACUUGAUUGUGGUGGCAUCAGAUAGCAAAGUCUCGGAGCUGGCGCUCUGGGAUGAUUCACUGCGACCCGAUGGGUUUCCGUCACCUCAGGUGGUUGAUGGCUCAGUCUAUGAUCUCAGCUGGCUAGGUCAUAAACAGGCCUUCGCCAGUGGUAAUGGGGUCGUUUAUCAAUGUGACGUGGACUCCAGCAUCCGUAUCGCCAAGACCUUCUCAUCCGGCGACACUGACAAAACCUGGACAUUUAUUCGCUGUGCCAAUGCAGGCUCCUCACCUGUGGCUGUGGCCGCGUCUUCCGGCACUGCUGCACUAUGGGUACCAACGCAUGACAUGCAUCUUGAUGAUGCCCAUCAAGGUGAUAUCACAUCCAUUGAGCUUCGUCCUUAUCUGGAACAAACACAGCCAACCCUCCCUGUGGUUCUUGCUUCUUCGUCCACUGAUGAUACUGUCAAGAUCUGGCAUAUUGACUUAGAUUCGAAACAAUUCACCUGUAUUCACCGCCUGAAUCUCGGGCCGUCGAUGCCGGCUCUUGCGUCAUGUUUCUCACCUGAUGGCUAUGCUAUCGCUGCGGCCAGUCGGGAUCGGUUGUCCAUCUGGAACGUGGAGAGGGGAGGCACUCCCAUGGCCACAUGGGCCAUGCCGACCCUUGCAGAGGCAACGAAAGAAGAAGGGACUGAUCACGCUGUUAACGGACACAAUGGAUCCAUCGAACCGCUGCCGGACCGUUCCCUUUCUUGGGAUACUGAUGGUAAGAAGCUUGCGUUUGGCUUUGGAAAACAGUUGGCUGUUGUAAAUUUGCAACGUUGA
Messenger RNA from Aspergillus clavatus NRRL 1, 1740 nucleotides. Its product is annotated as WD40 repeat domain-containing protein. Lineage: Eukaryota; Fungi; Ascomycota; Eurotiomycetes; Eurotiales; Aspergillaceae. Gene Ontology annotation, molecular function: transcription corepressor activity; protein binding. Bases 1 to 1740 code for a protein of 579 amino acids. The transcript is spliced from 4 exons. Gene Ontology annotation, cellular component: Set3 complex. Gene Ontology annotation, biological process: regulation of transcription by RNA polymerase II. The record is from RefSeq and is a predicted model, not a curated record.